Messenger RNA from Fulvia fulva, 1098 nucleotides. RefSeq names its product UDP-N-acetylglucosamine transporter yea4. Lineage: Eukaryota; Fungi; Ascomycota; Dothideomycetes; Mycosphaerellales; Mycosphaerellaceae. Gene Ontology annotation, biological process: transmembrane transport. Gene Ontology annotation, molecular function: UDP-N-acetylglucosamine transmembrane transporter activity. The transcript has 5 exons. The coding region runs from base 1 to 1098 and encodes 365 amino acids. The record is from RefSeq and is a predicted model, not a curated record. Gene Ontology annotation, cellular component: endoplasmic reticulum membrane; Golgi membrane.
AUGCCCGGAUUUGAUGCUUUAGCCACCACGGGCCUCAUAUUCGGUGGCUGUUGCACCAAUGUCUUUGCUCUGGAAGGCAUUGUCAAGCUUGAGUCAAGGAGUGGGUUGGUGAUUACGUUCUUCCAGUUCGUGUUUACGAGUUGCUUUGCGUAUUUGACGCAGUUUGAGGCUGGGGGGAGGUGGGCUUUAAGGGCGCCGAAGGUCCCUCUGUCGCGAUGGGCAAUUAUUGCAGCGAUGUUUUGGGGUAUUAACAUGCUGAACAACUGGGCUUUUGCGUACAAUAUCAGUGUGCCGGUGCAUAUUAUACUGCGCAGCUUUGGGAGUGUGACGACGAUGGUGGCGGGGGUGUUGCGUGGGAAGAGGUAUAGUCCGUUGCAGGUGCUCAGUGUUGCGCUGCUUACGGUGGGAGUUUUGAUUAGUGCGUGGGCUGAUUCUGAGAGUAAGGGUAAAAAGAUGUCCGUGGAGAACGAGGCGUCUUCAUCAGACUUCAUCCAGGGGUUGGGCAUAUUGCUCCUCGCCCAGUUCAUGUCAGCCUACGCAGGAGCAUACACCGAAGACACCUACGCGGAGUACAAGGCGAACUGGACAGAGAACCUGUUCUACUCACACAUACUCGGCUUGCCACUCUUCCUCCCUCUCGCUGGAACGCUGCAACACCAGUAUCGGAAGCUCGCAGACACGCCACACGUCAGUGUACGACAAUACUUGCCAUCCAUCUUGGCACAGACGGGUACGACAUCUGACGCCACGGGGGGACUCGCGCCUCGCGCAUAUCCUGAAACAAUGCCGAAAGGGAUUCUGCUAUUGUUUACCAACGCAGUGACACAGCUUGCAUGCAUCUCCGGGGUCAACUUGCUCUCUGCCAAGUCAUCCGCUGUCACUGUGACCAUUGUGCUGAACAUCAGGAAGUUGGUGUCGUUCAUCAUGAGCACGCUUCUGUUCGGGCACCAGCUCAAUGCCAAGAUGAUUCUUGGAGCAACGCUGGUCUUCGGUAGCGGUGCGUUAUACGGUUACGAGACAAGCUGGAGGAUACCAAAGCAGAAGAAGAAGAGUCAGGCAGAUGCCAAUGGCAAACCACCAGGAAAGAAGGAGCAAUGA